AUGCAAGCAGUGCCGGUCCAGCUCAAAGGCAGCCUUAUCCUCAGCUCCACAAGCCCAAAGAAUUUCCCGUAUACCCUCAGCAAUUGCCUCUCGCCGUCUGAGCGCCCGAUGAACCCAGGCGAACGUAGCCUUAUCCACCACCUUAGCGAGUCGACGAAGAGUCCCACAAUUCCUUUACAGCCUGGUCCAGCUCAAAGGCAGCCUUGUCCCCAGCCGCAGCCGGUGGCCUCCCUGGAGGAGGUGGAGUGCGUGAGGGUGAGGCGCUCUUGCAGCGGCAGCGCCGACGUGACCGUGUUCCUGCAGCGGGACCGCGUGCUGGCGCUGCUCAUGGACGAGCGCGACGCCGCCGAGAUGCCCCUCGUCAUCGCCGGUUAUUACCGACUCGCUACUGGAAAGGAGCUUAACGUGGAACAGGAAAGAGAACCUAUCAACGAGGAUAUAGCUCCACCAUACCUGUCCCAGCACAACGUUAUUCCGGCGAAAUGGAGCUACCUGCACUACGACAGCCCUCUAGAGUUGAACAGGAAACACUUCGCUAUAUUCAGUAUGCCGCCGCCAUACCACUCCACGCCGGAGCAAUCCAGAACGAGCCUCGACUCUAACAUGAAUUCCAGCAUAGCGAACAGGAACCACAGCAACAGCUCCAGCCCAUUAGUGGGCUACGACGCCAAGCCCGGUCUACUCGGCCACGACGUACACUUCGAGAAGUGCAGAAGGAGCGAGGAGUUCAGACUGUUCGACCCGAACGACACAUGCUACCUAGACGAUGGAAUGGGCUUCGACCUGCAAAGCGUCCUGUCGAUGGAGCUGCUGGAGAACGCGGCCAACCCCCGGCUGGUGGAAGCGAAGAACGAGGAAGUGCUCAGACGAGUGGCGGAGAUGCAGAAGCUCGUCGAGAACUCGGAGCAGUACUUGACAGAGAACUGUGACGUUUACAACGAGAACGGCUACAACGGCGUCCUUAGGGACGAGCUGGUCGGCAGGGAAACGUGCGUCGACCAGACGGAGAGCGAUACGGAGUCGAACGCCAGUCGGAUGUCGGCGGCCGACGACGCCCCCGGCAUAUUGAGGCACAGCGAUUCGCUGCUGCUGCUGACGGAGACUAUCAAUCAGGGGCUCAGCGGUUUGACCGUCGCGGAGGACAAAGAAGCUCCUAGCGAACUAAGCAGGAGACAGUCGCAAGGGCUUAGCGCUAUACUGAACAAUUGCGGACUCACCGACGCUUUACUGGCCCUAAAUAACGACGCAUCUGAAAGCGAUAACGAUUCGCUGUACACGCCGACGAGCAGCCCGAUACGAAAACACCAAAACAAACCCAACGGCAAGGGAGUAAGGACCAGUUUCGGCCUACACAGUCCUGACGCUACCCUAGACAAUAAGGAGCCUAAUUUAAAGGAGUAUCUAAAACAAUUACGAGAGAAGAGUAGUAAAGAAAACUCAGCGGGCGCUGAGUUUCCAUUUUACUAUCAAGAAAAUGUCAUUGAGAGUGACGCCGAGCUUAUAGAUUUAACUUUGAUACCUCCGCCUCAAACGCCCGAUGAGUUGGAUUGUGCCACGCAAGUGCCUCAGAUCUUACCUGUUGUACCUCCUUCCUUCGCUGACGAUAAAGACAACGCGGAGGAAGUUCCGAAGAGCAGCGAUCUGGAAGAGUUCAUUGCGAACAUCACAGUCCAACCGCCGACGGUCGAAAAUAACCCCCGCUAUAGAGCUGACACCCGAAGAGAUCAUGUCUUACAUCAUUCCACCGCCUCCGGCUUCAAACUCGUCUACAUUAGACAGAGACGGUUACGGAAAUCAUGCUCAAGUUACGCAAGAGAAGAAGGAGCAGACCUCGAGCGAGCGAAAACUCUUAGCGAAGCGCGCAAUAGCCUCCUGCUGAAGGACAAAAGCAAAAACCUAUCCCAACCAAAGACUGACUCGCCCAAAGGCAAACGGAAAAGUAUAACAGGGGAAAAACAGGCUAACGGAAUCGCACACAUCAUAGAAUAUCCAACUGUCGAAAGAAAAGGUAUGUUUUCGUGUUGCAGCAAAGACAAGAGCAAAAACGAGGAUAGCUCCGAGGAGACAGACAAGGUAGACGGUGGUGUAGAGAACUCGGACAGCAUGCCAGACGUUUGCGAAAUAAGACCGCCCCCCAGGAGAAAAAGCGUAGAACCCAAAAAGCCCCCCGAGCGACCCCCCAAAGUACCACCGACCCCAGCACCGAGGCCCAGAUCCAAUUCGUUCACGUGCACGAACAACGAACUGACCGCCGUCGAAAUACCGAACAGCCACUUCAGCACGCUGAACAAUAGGAAGCUGAACUACAGAGUGGUCUGCGACAUGAACGAUCAGAACGCAAAGCACCCACCUCAGAUACCGCCGAGAAUAGAGAAUAGGGUCCUAUCGCCUCCCCCGCCACUACUGCUACCGCCAAAAAAGCCCCCCCUACCGCCGGUGCCGAGCGUCGAGGUGCUGAGGAUGAAGACUUCGCAGAAGCUGUCGCCGGUGCGCAGCGAGCAGCGUCUCGCCAGCAUCGGCUCCCCCCACUUCCACCGCAACCUGAGCACCUACCGGAACCUCGAGAACGAGAGCAGGGCAGCGGAGGACGAGACGAACGUGCGAUCGUCGCCCAACUACAGUUCUCUGACGCUGCAAAGCAGACACAUUCGCUCCAACUCCGAGACCAAGACCACUAUACUGAAGAACAAGGAAAUGUCCACGGCAUUAUCGCUGUGCUCACCGCAAAUGAAUCGCAGGUUCAGCAACCGACCUGACCUGCUCAACGGGGCUCCUGGGAGCCUGGAGCAGAAGGUGUUCAGCCCGCCGCUCUCCGAGAGGAAGCCCUUCCGCCUGGACAGCGCCAGCCCCGCGCCCAAGAGCCAGAACCACGUGAGGUUCAAGGACGAGGUGGCGGACGACAUCCCCACGCCGCCGUCCCCGCCCACCGUCAAGUUCCCGGAGCUGCAGGCGGGGAACAACGGCCACGUGUCCCUGGAGAACCUGCUCUGCAAGACCGAGAUCGCGGUGGACGGGCUGCUGCAGAGGCUGCACCAGGUCGCGCAGAGGUGCUCGCACCAGCACUCGCACGGCGGCGGCGAGGACAUCGACGAAGUCAAGUUUCAGCGCGCGCGUGGUGAGCUGACGUCGUGCGCGGUGUCGCUGGUGGGGGCGUCCCGCGCGCUCGUGGGGGCGCUCGGAGGGGGCGGAGGGGGCGCAGGGGCGGGGGCGGGGGCGGGGGCGGCCCCCUCCGCCCUCGCCGAUUGCCUCACGCCCCUGCGACGACUAGCGGACCUUGCGCAGGCCCUAGGCAGGCAUACGUCGUCGCCGCUGCAGACGAGGAACCUGGUGCUGCGGGUGCACGACGUGACCGCUGCCUUCAAGGACCUUGCUGGCGCCGAAAUGGCGCAGAUCAUCCACGAGCACAGCGCCAAGGGCCCGGGCCAGGGGCAGGACACCAGCUCCACCCUGGAGGGGCAGCUGGCGCUCAGGGCAGAGUGCCUAGCGAACGUCCUGGCAACACUCCUACGCAGCCUCAGAGUCUUCUCGCCC
Iphiclides podalirius (scarce swallowtail) is the source of this 3531-nucleotide messenger RNA. NCBI's taxonomy places the organism in Eukaryota, Metazoa, Arthropoda, Insecta, Lepidoptera, Papilionidae. The record is from the annotation of a GenBank genome assembly.